AUGACUCCCGAUGAGAAUGUUCUGAAGUCUGUGGAGAAUAAGGAGCCAAGAAAGUCGACAGUCAAGGAUCUUGCGAAGAAAUUUGACAUCAUCAAGCCUAAUUUAUUGGUUCAGGGAACCAAGGUCGUCUCUAGGGAUUAUGACGACGCUGAGGGAAGGCUGACCAAGUCAGAAUUGGAAGAACUGAAGACUCGCCUGGAAAAACUUCAUCUUUUGCUGGAUGGCAGCCAGCGUGAUGAAGUCGGCUCAAUCUUGGAGAUUGUUGGCAAGGCUUUGCGCCGGAGGUCCAGCGAUCGCUCGGAAAACAAAUGGACGGAAAUUUCGCUUAAGUCAACAGACCUGCAAAACCAGGGAGAUGAUGAUGCGCUUUUAUCCCUGCUCGCAUCAAAAGGGGAGGAGGUUUCGCGUCUUAAGGCAGAAGUGAUGGAGCUCAAGUCUCGCAUGGUGGGCGAGCGAGGGAUUAUGAGAUACGAGAUUCAAGGAAGUGAGGAGCUGGGGAGCCUCCUGUUCGUGGUUGCAUUGUCUGAUGAUGUGGCGCACCCAUCCCAGUGCAACAUUCGCUGGUAUCGAUCCAGCAAAGAUGGGAGGCAUACUCAGCUUAUCAUAGGCGCGGAAGGGACUAUGUAUGCAACCGAGCCUGAAGAUCUGGGCUGCGUCAUUCAGGCGGCAAUUGAGUCAUCGUCAGCUUGUCAGGGAAUCAUGUUUCUGACAACAGGGGAGAUCCAACCAGGGAGCAUGUACGAGACACUGCUGGCUCAGACGGUUCUUCUUAAUGACGUCCAGUUUUCGGUCGUCAUAUGCAACAAUGAUGGGAGCACAACUGCUAACGUCGAUCAAGCUCUGUUGCGAAUCAACAAGGCGCGGGUGAAACUGGUCACCACCUCAAACUCGUUGAUCAGGAGAGAGUCGUAUAACCAGGCAAUGCAGUUUUAUGGGCUUCGGUGGAGCACCAAUUCUUCUUCUCUUGGUGCAUGCUGGGUACCGCGCAAGGGUGUGAUGUUCAACAUCAUGUUCCAGUCCAUCACAGAGAGGAACAUAGCCAUCCAAGUAGCAAGGAGCUAUGCCAGCAAACUGAAGAUUGAUGUAUCGGGCCCAGAAGGACAUUUCCAUGGUCACGAUGAAUGA
Closterium sp. Yama58-4 is the source of this 1125-nucleotide messenger RNA. Lineage: Eukaryota; Viridiplantae; Streptophyta; Zygnematophyceae; Desmidiales; Closteriaceae. The record is from the annotation of a GenBank genome assembly.